This is a messenger RNA of Chaetomium globosum CBS 148.51, 3459 nucleotides long. RefSeq lists its product as uncharacterized. Lineage: Eukaryota; Fungi; Ascomycota; Sordariomycetes; Sordariales; Chaetomiaceae. The transcript is spliced from 3 exons. The record is from RefSeq and is a predicted model, not a curated record. Gene Ontology annotation, biological process: protein phosphorylation. Gene Ontology annotation, molecular function: protein kinase activity; ATP binding. Bases 1 to 3459 code for a protein of 1152 amino acids.
AUGGCGAGCGAACCUUCCCCCCGCACCGUGCGCUUCUCGGCCCACGACGACGACGGACAUGCCCGGCCAGACAAGAUCAAGAAUAGUGGACGCCCGUCGACAAUAAUACCCGAUUCGGAGAAUGCAAUGGCAUCGGGGAACGGGGACAUCCACCUAAGCCCCCGUCUGAUAGACCAGCAAGAUGACCUCGGGACACACGGCCGAUACGUUGAGGUGGCCCAUCCCGCCAGCGUGCAGCCGCACUCUUCUGGCGCCUUAUCGAAUGGCGGGGGCACCCGCCAGCGUAGCACCGCCGAAACCGCUUCGUACUCCAACGGGACGGCACCUCGGCCGCAACGUCCCACCGGGCCUGCCAGGACCCCUUCCAACACCUAUCAGCCCUACACGCAGCGGCGGCCCAACCAGCCUGGCACUGCCUCCUUCGGCAACAAUGGCGGACUUCACAUUAAGGACGUCUCGAGGCCCCGCCCAGUCGGGACCUCGACGUUCCGCGCACAAGAGCGAGAAUACGUGCGGAGGUUGCGCCAGCAAGAUCACAACAACGACUACUUCGACGCAUAUGGCUCGGUGGAACAGUACGACUCGGACUCUGAAGGCGAGACCCCCUCGUCCGAAGAGCCGUUCGAUACAUAUGACGACGCACACAUCAUGUUCGUCAAUAAUGAGGAGAACCAGAUUACCGAGGAGGAUUUGCAGGAUUCUGGCAGCCGCGAGAGACUAGAAUGGCACGGGAUGCUGGAGUCCGUCCUGACGGGCGAUGUUGUUCGGCAGGAAAAAAAGCGACUCAUUGGUUCCGCUGACGAAGACUUCGGCAAGAGCGCACACAAGGCCGAGCUCUGGCUGGGGAUUCGCGCCCGGGUCUGUGGGAGACACUUGCCAGUUCAGCGGCGGAUGCUGGAGGAGGCCCGCGCCUCGCUUGACCGCUCCGUAAAUGAUGUCAUCAACUUCUCCAUUGCCGGCGAGAGUGAGGCCGGAAAGCCUCCUGUCGAACAGGUCCGAGACGCCAUCGAGAAAAUCGAAAAGAUUGAAGCCCUUUACCCAUCCGGCACUGGGCUAGUUGCGGCUCUCAAACCCACAACGUACAUGGCAUAUCAAGAAACUUGCGAUGCCGUCGUCUCAUGGCAUAACGUUAACGAGAUGAUCAACAUCGAACUUUCUAUUCUAAAGAAAUGGGUGGGCAACGACGACCUGGAUUUCCAGCGAUCCGGGGAAAGUUCCGGCCGACUCAACGACGAAACCUCCUUUUUGGACAGGCUCAUGAAGGAAGAGGGCCUGAAAUCGCUGCACGCAGAUGACGGCGGUGAAAAACACCUCAGCAGAAAGAGCAUGCUAGACAGCAUCUCCAUGGUCAUAACCAAGGCCAAGGACACCCUGAUCCAGAACGCCGAAGCGUUUCAAAAACGACACCUACCUCCCUACAUUGAAGAGCUUCUCACGCUGAUCAGUUUCCCAUCCCGCCUCAUUGAAGAGAUCAUCAAGGUGCGACUAGCCUACGCCAAGAAAAUGAAGGAGUCGGCGCAGCAAAACCCCAUGAUGCAGGACCAGAUGAUCUCCCAAUUCCAGGUCCUGCUAAAGCUAGCAAUCAAAAUUAAAUCCGAGUACACGACCAUCUCACAACCCGAGCCCGGGUGGGACCUGCCCCCAUGCAUCGACGAGGACUUUGACCGCGUCAUUCUAGAUGCUCUCAAGUACUAUUUUAAGAUGUUGAACUGGAAGCUGAGUGGCAAUAAGAAUACCUUCAAAGAAGCGGAGUUGCUAUUUCAGGAGUGGGGGUUCGGUAACGAGAUUGGAAGUCACCUAACGCACGGAGAUGUCGAAGUUGCUGAGCAGUUCAGCUCCCUCACCUACAAGGCGCUUGGCCGGUUGAACCAGACCUUCGAGAAGGAGCUCCAGAGGAGGCCCAAGGAGGGCGUAUCAGAUAUGACCAAACGUUACAAGCAGAUCCUGGAUUCCGUCCGCGUACGGCAACGUAUGCUCCAGAGAUUCUCCAGGAUGCUCAGCGACAACUACGAAAACGCCUGCGACUUCACUGUUGCCUUCAGCCCCGAUAAGGUCCAAGAGCUUUUCGACCGCCUCGUAGAAUCGGGCCAUUUCCAGAUCCUCACUGGAAGCCCCGAGCACGAGAACGUCAUCAUCAUUGCCUCGCCUAGCCUCCACGGCCGCAGCGCCGACAUACAACUUCUAAUGAGCACUUUCUCCUACGAAACAAUCACCGAAGACCCUUCCGAUCCCUACCUGCUCAUCAUAAGGGCCGAAGCACCACCUACCUGGUUUGGAGCAAAGCUCCACCUAUCGGUUCGAGACGAGCCGCUGGACAUCAAGCUUGGGCACAUGAGGCUCAUCGCCGGCGGCUCCCAGGCACCGCUAAUGAAUGCAAGGAAAGCGUUCCUCGACAGCAUAGACAUGCAUAUCGAUCUUGUUGUCGAGCAGAGGUCGAGUCUCCAAAAGGUGAACGUCCGGCUCAUGGAGAUUCGAAAGGUUGCCUUCAAGCUAUCAAAUGCAUUCAUGGACAGUGUCGAGACCAUCCGCCGCCAGACGCGGGGCCUCAACUGCCAGGAACUGAUACAAACAUGCUUCAUAUUCGCCACUGAAUUUGGUCAGCGCUCGCUGUUGUACAUGGACAACAACAGGCGGACCAUGAACAACAUGAAACUCACCAAACUUGCGCUGGACUGGUACGCCAAAUUACGGGCGAAGGUAGCCGGGUGCAUGGCGCUCUUGAUCUCACACUUCGACAUCAUGGGCGCCAGGUCCAGUAUUGCCGCACAGGCCGAGAAAGCGCGGACAGAGGCUCUUAUGAACCAGCUGAAACGGCUCAACAAGGGGCAGGGCGCGGACGACGCGACCGCCGCCAAGUACGUCGAGGAGCACCGUCUCGAGGAGCUAGCCAAGAUCGACGAUCUCAGGAGGCAGAUUCUCUCAGAGCGGUCAGCCAUGGGCCGUGUGCUAGAGAUCUCCAACGAGGUCGAUCGUUCGCUCGCUUGGCUGUCGUCGACGGCUACCAACUUCACCAUGAGGUGGCAGCAAGGCCAGUUUGUCGGCGGUGGAACAUUUGGCACCGUCUACGCCGCUAUGAACCUUGAUACGGGUCAGCUGAUGGCUGUAAAGGAGAUCCGCCUGCAGGACCCCAAGCUAAUUCCGAGCAUCGCGGGUCAAAUUAGGGAAGAGAUGCGCGUCUUGGAAACGGUUGACCAUCCGAACGUCGUGUCUUAUUAUGGCAUUGAAGUCCAUCGAGACCGCGUCUACAUGUUUAUGGAGUUCUGUUCCGGCGGCUCGCUCGCCAAGAUGUUAGAGCACGGCCGCAUCGAGGAUGAGCCAGUCAUCAUGGUUUAUGCGCUACAGCUGCUCGAAGGCCUGGCCUUACCUGCACGAGAUACCUAUGCACACCGCGACAUUAAUCAGAAGAGGCAACCCGCCACAGUUGCCCUCGCCGGACCAGCUCAGCCGCAAGGCAUUUGA